Molecule: messenger RNA, 2410 nt
Organism: Bombus pyrosoma
Lineage: Eukaryota; Metazoa; Arthropoda; Insecta; Hymenoptera; Apidae
Gene: rtet
Product: major facilitator superfamily domain-containing protein 10
Exons: 7
Coding region: 346-1665 (439 amino acids)
Biological process (GO): transmembrane transport
Cellular component (GO): brush border membrane
Molecular function (GO): transmembrane transporter activity
Source: RefSeq, a predicted model, not a curated record
GAAUUACCGAAAUAGAGAUACAAGGAAAAGUAGGUCAAAUCCUUUCACUCGGAAUUAAUUCUUCAAAGUAUUUAUGAUGACACAAAUAGAAAGUAUCACAGCUAAGCAAAGCUUCACAUUUUCAGAAGAAUUAAUUCCUGCUACAAAGAUUGUUGUGUAAAAUGUCAAAGUGAAAUUGUUCACCUAUCAACUAUGCAGAUAAUUAAUAAGAGGAAGCUAUGAAAUAUUAAAAAUAUUAAUGGUCCAUUUGAUACAAGUGGACCAUAGUUUAUGUUUUAAAUUACAGUAUUAUUUAAAAGUUUUUAUAUUAAGUACUUUUGCUGUUAUAUUAUAUUAUAUUCAAUAAUGGCUAAAAUAAAAGAUAAUACUGUCCAGAUAGUAUUUAUUUCUUUACUGCUGGACCUUUUGGCAUUUACUAUGAUAUUACCAUUGUUACCAGCUUUAUUAGACUAUUAUAAAGAAAUAGAAGAUAAUCAAGGAAUAUAUUUUAAAAUUUUGUAUUAUAUACAAAAUGCAAGAAAAUUUUUUGAUGCUCCUGAUAAAGUCAAUACAGUACUUUACGGUGGUUUUCUUGGUUCUAUGUAUUCUUUCCUACAAUUUUUGAGUGCUCCGAUAGUAGGAGCGUUAUCGGAUAUAUAUGGAAGGAAACCAUUGAUGAUAUUUUGUUUAACAGGUAUUGCAUUGUCUUACCUGUUAUGGGCAUUUUCUUGUAAUUUUGCUAUAUUUGUAUUAGCAAGAUUUGUUGGAGGUAUUAGUAAAGGGAAUAUUAAUUUAUCAAUGGCUAUCAUUAGCGAUGUUACAUCUCCAAAAACAAGGGGAAAAGCAAUGGCACUUGUUGGUAUAGCUUUCUCUAUAGGCUUUGUAGCAGGUCCAAUGAUAGGAGCAUUUUUUUCAUGGAUUUCUAGUGAUAAUAGAAAAGGGACUUGGUACAUAAUACCUGCAGUAUUUGCUCUUUUCUUGGCAGCGAGUGAUUUGUUUUUUACUGUUUGCUACUUAAAAGAAUCUUUACCGUUGAAUUGUAGAACCAGUAAUUUUGUAACUGGUGUCUCUGGAAUUCUUACUUACAUUAAUCCUAUAGAUCUAUUCCAAUUUAAUGGAGUGUCUGGGUUAACUUUGCAAGACAAAAAGGAUUUAAAAACACUGGGUUGUGCAUAUUUCAUAUAUUUGUUCGUGUAUAGUGGCUUGGAAUUUACCUUAACUUUCUUAACUCAUUAUUUGUUUAAAUUUACAAGCAUGCAACAAGGAUGGAUGUUUUUGGGAAUUGGAUUAGUUAUGGCAAUUUUGCAGGGAAGUUGGGUACGAACAAUUCCACCUAAUAAAACGAAGUCUGUUGCAGGAUUGGGUUUAUGGCUGAUUAUUCCAGCAUUUAUCUGUGUAGGUUUAGCAAAUGAUAUAUUGACAUUGUCAGUUGGAGUAUUUCUGUUUGCAAUUUCAACUGCCAUGGUUGUUACAUGUAUGAUGACGCUUGUAACACGUAUUGGUCCUGAUCAUCAAAAAGGUGCAAUAACAGGUGUUUUUCGUUCUCUUGGAGCAUUAGCACGAGCUUGUGGACCUAUUGUAGCUUCUUCAGCUUUCUGGUGUAUUGGUAGUAAGGCAACAUAUCUUACUGGUGCUGUAUUCCUUAUACUUCCACCUUUAAUUCUUCAAACUGUUAAGUCAUUUUGAAACAAAGGAAACAAAGGUAUUUAUAUAAAUAUUACAUAUUUAUAUUUGUACAGUAUUUUUACACAUUUUAUAACAUUUGUUGUUCUAAUGUUUUAUAACGUUAUGUAAACAUUUAAGAAAAUAUUCUUUAUACGCUUUUUGUAUCAUGUAUGGAGAGUGAAUAAUUGUACAUUUUAAUAUGCAAAUUUUCUCUCUUUACUCUUCCCUCCUUUUCCGCCAUGUUUAGUAGUUAUUGAUUUAUCGAAAAGUUAUCAAAUUAAUGGUGCUGUGAUAUAACGUGUUUUUUCCUGCGAUAAACUUAUAAGGAAAAUACAACUAAGAUAUAUUUCAUUGAUGUAAAAGAAUCACAAAGAAAAUUAUUGAAAUCAAAGAUAAAAAUAUUUUCUCCCAUUUGGUACGUCCCUGAGAAAAUCAUGAUUUUGCGUAUGCGUAAUUGGUGCUUCGUCACGUGCCCUACCCUCUCCCUUUUGUGUCGCGCCAUUUACGGUAAGAAAUUCUCGGAAUUCUUCCGUUCGCGGGACUUCGUCGACGUCCGCGUUGAUGUGAGUAACACAGAAGGGGGAGAGUUAUUGAUGCGAUUCACGAGUGCGACCGGUCCCUCAAUCAUUACGUUUACAAUUAUUGCGCGGUAGACAGAGUUUGAUCAGUUCAAAGGUUACAUCUUCAACAAAUCGAAGCAAACUGAAGGUAUCGGAAUCAUACAGUACAAAUCCUAGUUGCUUCUGUCUGCGGACUAGCAGCAGGU